This is a messenger RNA of Vicia faba (fava bean), 831 nucleotides long. The record is from the annotation of a GenBank genome assembly. NCBI's taxonomy places the organism in Eukaryota, Viridiplantae, Streptophyta, Magnoliopsida, Fabales, Fabaceae.
AUGGCUUCUGUUGAACCUCAAAACGAGAGAAACCACGUUAGGUUUUCGACAUUGCCUCAAUCAGAAACCGAAGUUAAUCAUCAUGAACAACAACCGUUAUCAAUCUCCAGAAACACAAGAAGAAUACCAACAAUUUCUGACAAUAAUUACUCAGAAGAAAUCUGCAGCAUUAGCCCUUAUACAUGCGACAAAAUCCAAAACCUUCUUGGUGUCACAAUGUUAAUGUUACUAAUAUUUUUACCUCUUUAUAGACGUUCAGGAACACCAAAACAAGACCCAAUCCCACCCAUUUUCAACCUCAAUUCAAUUUACAUUUCAAAUUUCACCAUAGGAACGAAAGGACUCGCCGCAACAUGGGACGCGAAAUUCACAAUCACAAACAUAAAUGUCUCGGCUAUCCACUUUCGCAGCAUUGAUUUCACAAUAUUCUACAAACAAAAUCCUGAAGAUGCUCUUUCCGUUGCUUCUUCGGACCCUUUUAAUUUGUUCCAAGGGGAGUUUAAAAAGCUGCAUUUGAAGUUCAUGACAAUGGAGACAGCUGAUUGGGAAGCUAAUCAACAGCAGCCAUUCGUGGAAAGUAAUUUGGUAGAAGAAAUAGGGAAAGAUAGAGCUAAAAAUAAUGGUACAUUGAGUUUUGGAAUUCAAAUGAAGGUUCAAGCUAGUUAUUAUGGUGAUUAUUUUGCUGAAACAUUGAUUUCUGAUGUUGUUAUGACACCUUAUUGUGAUGAUUUGGUGGUUCAUUUUUUUCCUCGUGAGAAUUCAGGAAGGUUGGUUACCCCUAAUAGGAAUUUCUUGGUUCCAAUUCACUGGAAGCCAGUGCCUUUCUCUUGA